Molecule: messenger RNA, 13921 nt
Organism: Pangasianodon hypophthalmus (striped catfish)
Lineage: Eukaryota; Metazoa; Chordata; Actinopteri; Siluriformes; Pangasiidae
Product: titin
Exons: 40
Coding region: 320-9754 (3144 amino acids)
Source: RefSeq, a predicted model, not a curated record
UUUUUUCUUGUGCCAUGGCCAUGUGAGGCACCAAUUACGCCGGUGAAAUUAUUAGCAAGCGUGUUUGCUGCCUCCCCUGUUUAUCCGUAGAGCCUUAGUGCCUCUUUGGAGUUCCCCCACACCAUCUUGCCACACUGCCCUUCACCAUGCUCACUGAAUAUACUUUGGAAAAUUAGAUUUUUUUGGACUCAGUUAACAAGGUUCCACCUGUGGAUUGUAUGGGGGGACUAACAAGCCGGGCAGCGUUAACAUCAAACAGGUGGAACCACUGCAACGGGACAGGACAAGAUCAGCUGAAGCUUCCACAGCAAGUCACACUAUGACUAAUGAAACUGAAGAUUCUGGAGCAGAGCCCGUCAGUAUGGACGUCCAAAAUCAGGAAGCCGUGCACUUGACACCUCGUGAGGUGAUAAACCACGGCUUCAUGAGGGUCUUAAAGCGUCCUGCACAGUGGCUGAUCAUCAUUUCUCUUCUAAUCUCCUGGUCAGCAGCUGGAAUUUUUAUGUUUGACUUUGUGAGUGACGAGCAGCUGACAAAUUUACAACACAUAAGUUCAGAUCCCAUGACAGUGGUGAAUGAAGCUGUUGAGGGAUUUACAGACAAAAUGAGCCACUUAAAUGACAUUUUUAAUAAUGCACAUGAGUACGUUCCUACUGUAAUCACUGAUCCAAUGGCUGCCGUUAACCAGUGGGCAGAUGCCUCGACGUCGUUUCUGAUAGGAAUACAUGAAAGUGAAGGAGUCACUUAUUUCCUUAAACCUGGCCGUGAUGUAUUAGAUGAAAUGAAUGAUUGGGUUAGGAGCCUGGCAGGAUAUUUAUUCCACAUGUUCGAAGAUCUGUUGGAUGCAGUAAUUGUUAAUCCUCUGGAAAAGGUCGCUGAAGCGGCUGCAAAUAUUUCAGACACAGUCAUGGUCACCUUGAGCUCUUUCACAGGAAUGUUCAAGGGCGUUGAAGUUUGGAUUCCUAAAACAAGCACAAGUCCCAUGGAAUUGGCCAGCGAUGUUCUCGAAGGAGCACAAAACCUCAAAAACAACAUCGUCACACACGUGUCCAACCUGUUCUCUGGGGACGAGGGUGGUGUUUCUGACAUUAACUUUGAUCCCAUGAAAGUUGUCACAGACACAGUUGAGGAAUUCUCUGACAGAAGGGACAUGUUUUUAGCAUAUCUCUCUAAUAUCUUAAUGGAGGAUAAAGAUGACACGCCACAUGUGAUCAGGAGAAAAGGAGAAUUUCUGCCACCUAAGGAAAAAGUUGCAGAGAUGCUGGGCAGGAAAAAGAAUGCUGCCUAUCUUAGUCUGAAACGCAAGCUUUUGAAGGCGGAUAUUGCUAAUUGGGACACGGAAGACAUUGGGACUACAGAUGUGAAGGACCAAACGAAGGCAUCUGAAGAGGAGGAUGAUGAUUUCAGCUUGGCAGAGUCGUUGGAUGUAGUGAGUGAAAAAGAUCCAGCCAAAGCAAUGGAAGAUGUUGCUGAUGUCUUGGAUGACAAGGAAGUAUCUGGACUAAAAGAACAAGUCCUACAUCAGGGAACUGACUCACAUGAAGUUGAAUUGGGUAAAGUCAUUGAAGAUACUUCUGAUGCUAUUGGUGAAGUGGUAAUGGAGUCGAUCCAUGAGAUGGCAGAUGAGGACACAGUUGAAACUGUCAGUGUUUCUCGCAAUAAUGAAGAAGACGAAAAUGAGAAGGUGGAUGAACACAAGACUCAAACAUAUGACACUUCCUCAGAGGUUGCAGUUGAGGAGAAAGUUAAUAUUUAUAAUGCUGUUGAUGAGGAGGAGCCAAUAAAAUCAACAUCAACAGUGGACCCCAAAGACCAAACCAAUGUUGAUGGUUCUGAUGUCAUUGGUGAAGAGGAACCAGUAAAAUUACUGAAUAGUGCAACCAACGACACUGAUGAAGACCAAACGAAAACUGGUGACUCUUUCUCAGAGGCCACUAUUAAGGAGGAAUCUGUUGAACCCACAGUUUUGAAUGUUGAGGAGAAAACAUUAAAAACUUCCAUGAAAAAAGAACAAGAUGAAACUGUUUCUGGCGUCGGUGGUGAUGAGGAACCAGUAAAAUUACCUGAUACUGUGACAAACAAGAGUGAUGAAGACCAAACUAAGACUAAAACUGGUGACACAUUCUCAGAUGCCACAAUUAAGGAGGAAUCUUUUGUUUCAAAUGAUGAAGAGUUAAAUCCACUUGCAACCAAAAGCACUGAGGAAGACCAAUCCAAAACAAGUGUAACUUUGUCUGAGACCCUGUUGAAAAUGGAAUCAGAUGAUGGUUCUUUUGUUGUUGAUGAAGAGAAACCAAUAAACUCAACACAAAUUCCUACAAAAGACAAUGACGAAGAAGAAACUAAAACGGAUGCUUAUAUUGAGACAGUUGUUCAGGAGUUAGCAACUACUGAAUCAUCUCUUGGUGCUCAUGAUGGAGUCAAGGAUAAAGUGGAAGAAAAAGUAAAGGAAGAAGAGAUUAAGGAAGUAAAGGAGGAUCAGGUUGAGAAUGCAACAAAGAAAGAUAAUGGCGAAGAUGAUUUUAUUCAGAGUGAUGAUGAAAAUAACAACAACAAUGAUAGAAAGAGACAACCAGUCAAAAGAUAUCAUGUAAGACAUGGAGAAACGACCAAGGAAACCAAUGAUCAAGAAAAUGAGCUUCAUGAAGAGGAUGAAAAAGUUCUGGAGCAAGAAAGAAUUGCCAAGGAGAAAAGAGCUCGGGAAGAAGUCUACAAAGCCAUUCAAGAAAUGCGAGCCGAAAAGGCUGCAGAAGAAACAGAGAAACAAAUUGAGAAGGAUAAAGAAAAAGAGAAGAAGAAAGAAGAGUUAAGGAAGGAAAUGGUGAAACUAAAAGAAAAGCCUAAAGAGGACAUAAGCAAGAUUGCAGAAACUAAAGAGCAUGAAGAUUUGGAUAAGAUGGUUAAUGUUACAAUUAAAGCUGUAAUGAUCACCACAGAGAAAGCUCCCCCACCCGUUAUAAAGAAAGAGGUCAAAGCUAAAGAAGAGAAAGCUAAGCCAACUCAUAUUAAGAAAGAGCCUGAGGUUAAGAAGGAGAAGAUCAAAGCUGCUCCUCUAAAGAGAGAAGCUAAAGAUGUUAAGGAGAAAAUAAAACCAGCUCGUGAAAGGAAAGCAGAAGCUGAAAAGGUGAAAGCACAGCCAGCUUUGCAGAAGAAAGAGGCUGAAGUUAAGGAAAAGGAAAAACCAACAGCUGUAAAGAAAGAGGACAAAGGUGCCAAAGAAAAGCUGAAACCAGCUCCACCAAAGAAAGAGGCUGAGGCAAUCAAAGCAAAGCCCAAAGCAGCCCCUGUGACGAAAGAGCCUGAAAUUUCCAAAGAAAAGGUCCAAAGAGCACCAGCAAAGAAAGAAGGUGAAGCUGCUCCAAAAGAAAAGGCCAAACCAGAACCUGCACUAAAAGAGAAGGCAAAGCUCAAACCUGCUCCAAAAGAUAAGGCAAAACCAGUACCUCCUCGAGAAGAAAAGGCAAAACCUGAACCUGUUCCAAAAGAGACAGUAAAACCAGAACCUUCUCCAAAAAGAGAGGCAAAACCUGAACCUGCUCCAAAAGUGAAGGCAAAACCUGAAGCUGUUCCGGAAGAGAAGGCCAAACCUGAACGUUCUCCAAAAGAGAAGGUAAUGACUGAACCUGCUCCAAAAGAGAAAGCAAAACCAGAACCAGCUCCAAAACAGAAGGUAACAUCUGAACCUGCUCCAAAAGAGAAGGCAAAACCAGAACCUGCUCCAAAAGAGAAGGCAAAACCUGAACCUGCUCCAAAAGAGAAGCUACAAACAGAACCUACUCCAAAAGAAGUGGCAAAACCUGAACCUGCUCCAAAAGAAGUGGCAAAACCUGAACCUGCUGUAAAAGAAAAGGUAAAGCCUGAACCUAUUCCAAAAGAGAAGGCCAAACCUGAACUUGCUCCAAAAGUGAAGGCAAAACCUGAACCUGCUCCAAAAGAGAAGCUACAAACAGAACCUAUUCCAAAAGAAGUGGCAAAACCGGAACCUGCUCCAAAAGAAAAGGCAAAACCUGAACCUGUUCUAAAAGAAAAGGUAAAGCCUGAACCUAUUCCAAAAGAGAAGGCCAAACCUGAACUUGCUCCAAAAGAGAAGGUAAAACCUGAAGCUGUUCCGGAAGAGAAGGCCAAACCUGAACGUUCUCCAAAAGAGAAGGUAAUGACUGAACCUGCUCCAAAAGAGAAAGCAAAACCAGAACCAGCUCCAAAACAGAAGGUAACAUCUGAACCUGCUCCAAAAGAGAAGGCAAAACCAGAACCUGCUCCAAAAGAGAAGGCAAAACCUGAACCUGCUCCAACAGAGAAGGCCAAACCUGAACCUGCGCGAAAGGAGAAGGUAAUGGCUGAACCUGCUCCAAAAGAUAAGGCAAAACCUGAACCUGUUCUAAAAGAGAAAGUAAAACCUGAACCUGCUCCAAAGGAGAAGGUAACACCAGAACCAGCCCCAAAAGAAAAAGCCAAAGCUGAAACUGUUUCAAAAGAUAAGGCAAAACCUGAACCUGCUGCAAAAGAGAAGGCAAAACCUGAAGCUGUUCCAAAAGAGAAGGCAAAACCUGAAGCUGUUCCAAAAGAGAAGGUAAAACCAGAACUUUCUCCAAAAGAGAAGGCAAAAACUGAACCUGCUCCAAAAGAGAAGGCAAAACCUGAAGCUUUUCCGAAAGAGAGGGCCAAACCUGAACCUUCUCCAAAAGAGAAGGUAAUGCCUGAACCUGCUCCAAAAGAGAAGGCAAAACCUGAAGCUUUUCAGAAAGAGAAGGCCAAACCUGAACCUUCUCCAAAAGAGAAGGUAAUGCCUGAACCUGCUCCAAAAGAGAAAGCAAAACCAGAACUUGCUCCAAAAGAGAAGGCCAAACCUGAACCUUCUCCAAAAGAGAAAGCAGAACCAGAACCUGCUCGAAAAGAGAAGGUAAAAUCUGAACCUGCUCCAAAAGAAAAGGUAAAACCAGAAUUUCUUCCAAAAGAGAAGGCAAAACCUGAACUUGCUCCAAAAGAAGAAGCAAAACCCAAACCCACUCCAAAAGAAAAGGUUAAAUCUGACUCUGUUCUAAGAGAGAGGAUAAAGCCUGAAUCUGUUCCAAAAGAGAAGGCAAAACCUGAACCUGUUCCAGAAGACAAGGUAAAGCCUGAAACUGUUCCAAAAGAGAAGGUCAAAGCAGAACUUCCUCCAAAAGAGAAGGCAAAACCUGAACCUGCUCCAAAAGAGAAGGCCAAACCUGAACCUUCUCCAAAAGAGAAGGUAAUGCCUGAACCUGCUCCAAAAGAGAAAGCAAAACCAGAACCUGCUCCAAAAGAGAAAGUAACAUCUGAACCUGCUCCAAAAGAGAAGGCAAAACCUGAAACUUUUCUGAAAGAGAAGGUAAAACCUGAACCUGCUCCAAAAGAGAAGGCCAAACCUGAACCUUCUCCAAAAGAGAAGGUAAUGCCUGAACCUGCUCCAACAGAGAAAGCAAAACCAGAACCUGCUCCAAAAGAGAAGGCCAAACCUGAAACUGCUCCAAAAGAGAAGGUAAUGCCUGAACCUGCUUCAAAAGAGAAAGCAAAACCAGAACCUGCUCCAAAAGAGAAGGCCAAACCUGAACCUUCUCCAAAAGAGAAGGUAAUGCCUGAACCUGCUCCAAAAGAGAAAGCAAAACCUGAACCUGCUCCAAAAGAGAAGGCCAAACCUGAACCUGCUCCAAAAGAGAAGGUAAUGCCUGAACCUGCUUCAAAAGAGAAAGCAAAACCAGAACCUGCUCCAAAAGAGAAGGCCAAACCUGAACCUGCUCCAAAAGAGAAGCUAAUGCCUGAACCUGUUCCAAAAGAGAAAGCAAAACCAGAACCUGCUCCAAAAGAGAAGGUAAUGCCUGAACCUGCUCCAAAAGAGAAAGCAAAACCAGAACCUGCUCCAAAAGAGAAGGUCAAACCUGAACCUUCUCCAAAAGAGAAGGUAAUGCCUGAACCUGCUCGAAAAGAGAAAGCAAAACCAGAACCUGCUCCAAAAGAGAAGGCCAAAGCUGAAACUCUUCCAAAAGAGAAGGCAAAACCUGAACUUGCUCCAAAAGAAGAGGCAAAACCAAAACCUACUCCAAAAGAAAAGGCUAAACCUGACUCUGUACUAAAAGAGAAGGUAAAGCCUGAAUCUGUUCCAAAGGUGAAGGCCAAACCUGAACCUGUUCCAGAAGACAAGGUAAAGCCUGAAGCUGUUCCAAAAGAGAAGGUCAAACCUAAACUUUAUCCAGAAGAGAAGGCAAAACCUGAACCUGCUCCAAAAGAAAAGGCUAAACCUGAGCCUGUUCUAAAAGAAAAGGCAAAACCUGAACCUGUUCCAAAAGAAAAGGUAAAACCUAAAGCUGUUCUGAAAGAGAAGGCCAAACCUGAACCUUCUCAGAAAGAAAAAGUAAAACCUGAAGUUGUGCCGAAAGAGAAGGCCAAACCUGAACCUUCUCCAAAAAAGAUAAUGCCUGAACCUGCUCCAAAAGAGAAGGCCAAAGCUGAACCUGCUCCAAAAGAAAAGGUAAAGCCUGAAGCUGUUCUGAAAGAGAAGGCCAAACCUGAACCUUCUCUAAAAGAGAAGAUAAUGCCUGAACCUGCUCCAAAAGAGAAGGUAAAACCAGAACUUGCUCCAAAAGAGAAGGCCAAACCUGAACCUUCUCUAAAAGAAAAGGUAAAGCCUGAAGCUGUUCUGAAAGAGAAGGCCAAACCAGAACCUUCUCCAAAAGAAGAGGCCAAACCUGAACCCGCUCCAAAAGAGAAGGCCAAACCUGAACCUGCUCCAAAAGAAAAGGCUAAACCCGAGCCUGCUCCAAAAGAAAAGGUAAAGCCAGAACCUGCUCCAAAAGAAGAAGCCAAACCCAAACCUACUCCAAAAGAGAAGGCCAAACCAAAACCUUCUCCAAAAGAAGAGGCAAAACCUGAACCUGCUCCAGAAGAGAAGGCAAAACCUGAACCUGCUCCAAAGGUGAAGGUAAAACCUGAACCUGCUCUAAAAGCGAAGGCAAAACCUGAACCUGCUCUAAAAGAAAAGGCAAAACCUAAACCUGCUCUAAAAGAAAAGGCAAAACCUGAACCAACUCCAAAAGAGAAGGCUAAAUCUGAAGCUGCUCUAAAAGAAAAGGCCAAAAUUGAACCUAUUCCAAAAGAGAAGGUAAAAUCAGAACCAGCUCCAAAAGUAAAGGCAAAACCUGAACCUGCUCCAAAAGAAGCGUCAAAACCCAAACCUGCUCCAAAAGAAAAGGCUAAACCUGAGGUUGCUCCAAAAGAAAAGUCCAAAGCUGAACCUGUUCCAAAAGAAAAGGCAAAACCAGAACCUGCUCUGAAAGAGAAGGCAAAACCCGAAGCUGCUCCAAAAGAGAAGGUAAAACCAGAAGUUGCUCCAAAAGAGCAGACUAAACCUGAACCCACUCCAAAAGAGAAGGCAAUGCCUGAACCUGCUCCAAAAGAGAAAGCCAAACCUGAACCUGGUCCAGAAGAAAAGGCUAAACCUGAACCAGUUUCAAAAGAGAAGGCCAAACCCAAACCUGCUCCAAAAGAGAAGGCUGAACCUGCUCCAAAAGAGAAAGCAAAACCAGAACCUGCUCCAAAACAGAAGGUACAACCUGAACCUGUUCCAAAAGAGAAGGCAAAACCAGAACCUGUUCCAAAAGAGAAGGCAAAACCAGAACCUACUCCAAAAGAGAAGAUAAAACCAGAAGUUGCUCCAAAAGAGAAGGCCAAACCUGAACCUGCUCCAAAAGAAAAGGCUAAACCCGAGCCUGCUCCAAAAGUGAAGGCCAAACCCAAACUUGCUCCAAAAGAGAAGGCCGAACCUGCUCCUAAAGAGAAGGCCAAACCUCAACCUGCUCCAAAACAGAAGGCACAACCUGAACAUGUUCCAAAAGAGAAAGUAACACCAGAACCUGUUCCAAAAGAGAGGGCAAAACCCGAACCUGCUCCAAAAGAGAGGGCAAAACCCGAACCUGCUCCAAAAGAGAAAGUAAAACCUGAACCUGCGCCAAAAGAAAAGGCUAAACCCGAGCCUGCUCCAAAAGAGAAGGCCGAACCUGCUCCAAAAGAGAAGGCCAAACCUCAGCCUGCUCCAAAACAGAAGUUACAACCUGAACCUGUUCCAAAAGAGAAAGUAACACCUGAACCUGUUCCAAAAGAGAAGGUAAAACCUGAAUCUGCUGCAAAAGAGAAGGCAAAACCAGAAUCUGCUUCAAAAGAGAAGGCCAAACCUGAACCUGCUCCAAAAGAGAAGGCCAAACCUGAACCUGCUCCAAAAGAAAAGGCUAAACCUGCUCCAAAAGAGAAGGCCGAACCUGCUCCAAAAGAGAAGGCCAAACCUCAACCUGCUCCAAAACAGAAGGCACAACCUGAACCUGUUCCAAAAGAGAAAGUAACACCUGAACCUGUUCCAAAAGAGAAGGUAAAACCUGAAUCUGCUGCAAAAGAGAAGAUAACACCUGAACCUGCUCUAAAAGAGAAGGCAAAACCAGAAGUUGCUCCAAAAGAGAAGGCCAAACCAGAAGUUGCCACAAAAGAAAAGGCCAAACCCAAACCUGCUCCAAAAGAGAAGCUCGAACCUGCUCCAAAAGAGAAGCUAAAACCUGAACCUGCUCCAAAAGAGAAAGUAAAACCAGAACUUCCUCCAAAAGAAAAGGCCAAACCCAAACCUGCUCCAAAAGAGAAGCUCGAAGCUGCUGCAAAAGAGAAGGCCAAACCCGAACCUGCUCCAAAAGAGAAGGCCAAACCCGAACCUCCUCCAAAAGAGAAGCCCAAACCCGAACCUACUCCAAAAGAGAAGGUAACACACAAACCUGCUCAAGAAGAGAAGACAAAACCCGCACCUGUUCCAAAAGAGAAGGCCAAACCCGAACCUGCUCCAAAAGAAAAGGCCAAACCCAUACCUUCUCCUAAGAAAGAAGCUGAAGUGGCCAAGGAGGAGAUCCCAGUAAAGAAAGAGCCUGAAGUUGCCAAAAAGGUUACACCAAUCACAGUGAAGAAAGAGGUUGAAGUUGCCAAAGAGAAGGCUAAACCAGAACCUGUAAAGAAAGCAGUUGAAGCUGCAAAAGAAAAGGCAGAACUUCCUUCCAAGAGAGAAGCAAAAGUAGCAAAGGAGAAAGUCAAGCCAGUUAAAAAAGAGCCAGAAGUCGCUAAAGAAACACCGAUCCCUGUGGUGUAUCCCAGUGCCAAAGAUAUUGCAAUGGAAGUGGAGCUCCUGAAAGCCAUCAACCAAAAACUGUCCAUUCUGGAUUUAUUGAGGAAAGACAUCGGUGAAAUAAGAACUGAUCUGGAGGUCACUCAAAGCCAAAUCGAUCAAUUAAGGAUGGACAAUCGGACGCUCCAAGAGCCCAAGGAAUUCAAGGAGAAAGCAAAACCUGCAGUGAUGAAGAAAGGACAUAGACCCUUCAAAGAGAAGCUUAAAAUAUCGACUGUGGUUAAAGGACGCGAGGCUCUGAAAAACAUCACUAAAGCAGCCACUGUGAAGAAAGAGCGGGUGCUAAAGAACAUCACUAAAGCAGCGUUUGGAAAGAAAGAACAAGCUCCAAAAGAAAGAGUCAGGCUUGAGCAUAAAAAGAAAGAAAUUCCUAAAGAGAAAAUCACCCCAGUGGAGAAGCUUCCAGAAAAAGAAAAACUUACUGAGAUGACAUUGCCUGAGGAGAAGAAAACAAAAGAUGAGCCUGAGGUGACCAAGGGUCCUGAACCAGCAGAAGAGGAAGAAGUCCCCUACUUCCAGUGUUUCUACGUGGAUGAAUAUGAUAUCCAGUAUCCCUUCUUCCCCUUUUCACCACCUUUCUUAUGAGGGUCACCUGCAUCAGGUUGCGUGAAAUGUCGACAUCUGUGAUACAUACAAUAACCUUGAAAGGUUACUGAUACACGGUUGGUCCUCAGUGUCGAAAUCAAGGAGGUCGAGGACAAUUACUUUUAAUGAGCUAGAUGAGCUUUCAAAAACGGGACAAUACAGGCAAUUCCAUUUACUGUCUAGUUGUGUGUCUUGUUCUAGAUAUGUUUAUGUUGCUGUAGAUUUAGAUUUCAAGUUCAGCUAGUUCAGUUGUGUCAAUAAUAUGAAAUGUCAAUUGCAUACUGUGGAAGCAGUUCAAGUUAAACAGCAUUGUGCUACCUGUUUCGUGUUUUUACACUGAAUGUAAGUCUUAAAAGGAAUGGCAGAACUGUGUGUCCGUGAAAGCUCUGACAGACGACGACGGAAAAAGCACUCGUCUGAUCACAGAAAACUUUGCACUGUGUUAAAAGACGAGGUUUUAAUAACUGAAAAUACAUUGGUACUCGUGCCUCAUUUUGAUAGAGUGCUGAUUCAAAGCAUUCCACUACCUUCAAUCAAAAUGAUGGAUGAAAUAUAUUUCCUUUGAUUAUGUAACAAAAACCUCACAGUAAUCGAUGUUAAUGCAGCCACUGAAGGUACAGUCAGUAUACAGUAUCUUAAAGAUGGAUUUGUGGACUGUGAAGUUUGCUGAACAUAUUUCGUAUCCACUGAACUAUUUGAGAAGGUACAACGGUGUCAGCAAUCGUACAGGACUUGGUGUAAAUUUAUAUCUUUAAAUUCUAUAAAUACUGACUUCCCCAACCUAAUCUUUGUAGCUGGAUUUCAUGUUAUUUAAGUAACCAAAGCUACAAGCACUCACCCCAUCACCCCUCACCCUAUUCUUAGCUAUUCACAACUGUACAACUUAGUAAAUUCUUACAGAUAUGCGCUUAUGGGACCUUGAUGUUGGAUUAUUCCUUCAUCUUUUAAGGAAAGAUAAUGAAUUUAUGAGCUCCAGUGGCAUCAUUAUUUAUUGAUUAAACACUGUAAAAACUGACAUCUUAACAAGUGAAAAUAUCUUGAAUAUAGUCAAAUGUGUCUAGUAUUUCCCAUUAUAAGAUUACAAUAAAUCAAAUAUAAGACUAUUAAAUAUAUUUUCAGACAUUUUUACUUAUUACAUUUUCAUAUUCUAUUGGCAGAUCAUUUUGCUUCAUUCUAGAAAUAAAUGCUUACAAUGAGCAAAUUAUCUGCCAAUAGAAUAAGACUAUUUAAAUUAUUAAAAAAAAGGUUAUAGAAAAUCUUAUAAUUGGUUUAUGGUAAUCUUAUAAUAGGAAAUACUAGUUAAGUGUGACUAUAUUUAAGAUAUUUUCACUUGCUGAGAUGUCUUUUUUUUUUUUUUUUUUUUUUUGCAGUGAAUGAUUUAAUCACAAAGCUGUAAUUUGAGGAAAAUCCUAGUAACCAAUGUUUACACAAAUAUUAAAAUAUGAUGCAUUACACUAUAAAUAUGUCAGCUGAUAUGGGACUGCAUAUCACAACAUUAACGUUAAGGAGUAAAACAGGACGAAGCAUGCUGUUACAGUAAAAUAAUCAAUGAUGGAGUGUUGUGAUGCAGCCCAACACAAAGCAGCAUUAGUUACCAACAUAAAGUUGAUUAUUUUCCUAUAACAGCAUGUCAGCAAGUGUUGUAUUCAUUUUGUAUGACAGAUUUCUUUUAAUUUAUUAACAGCAUGUAGUACUUUUUAUUUGUUUGUAGUUACAUUUAAUGUUGUGGAACGACCAUGAAACAAGUUAGUUCCUGUUAUCUCUUACAUUAUAGCAGCUAUAAACAUUUGUUUCCUUCUUCUCUAAAGAAGAUGCUGCUUGACAUGUUACUGAGAAACUAAAAAGUUCCUCCACCCUGAGGACUUUCCUGUGGUGGAAAACUUAAAGUUGAGAUUUUACCUCUAAUUUGUUACUAUAGAAAUAAUAAUGUAUUAGAAUGAGUUGAUAUGUUGAUAUAAACUUGGCUUGCAGCCAGAAUUAUAGUCAGAACUGCUGUUAUAGAAAAUUAAUCAACACCUUCUGACCAAUCAGAAUUGAGAAUUCAACAGUGCUGUGGUGUAAAUACAAUUUCGACUCCAGCCAUUACUCUUGUUUUUGUGUUUUGAAACAUAGUCCUGGCUUAUCCUGUCUGGUGCAUUGAAUAGAUCUGUAAAUCUUUGCUAAUUCACUAUUUCCAAGAAUAUCUACAGACAUAUUAUCUGUAAACGUCUGUAGAUGCCUGUGCACCGAGUUUGAUACUCACAGGUAUAAGAUUGGUUAUAAGCUGUCCUUUUGUAUUUGCAUUUUAUUGCACAAAAGAACAACCUACAACAGUUUAACCGACCAAAAACAAUCAUUACUGACACAAUUGCGUGGACAAUUUUGAGCAUUUUUGGCCAAUAUUUCCAUGUAUCCUUGUGUUGAUGAAUACUGGUGCUGAUAACCAGUAUUUCAGAUCAUAAUUUGGUCCAAAUCGACCAGAAGCUAAAGAUGAUGUCAUGUGUUCAGCCUGGAAUGAGUCAAUGUAUCUUAAACACAGACUAAUUUCAAAAUGUCACACAAUUUUUUGAGAAAUAUUCCUUUAAUUGCAUACAUUUUUUCAAUUUAUUUAAUAUCCUAGCACAAUCACAGGCUGAUUAUAACAAAUCGGACACUUACAUCAUUAUGACUCACAGAUUUUACUCUAGAAGUAAAGACUGUUGAGAGGUAGGUCGUAGAAGAUCCAGGAAUUUCACAGAAUAUGAUAAUGACUGAUUAUGAUCUCAGAUCAUUAUUAAAUGACUAAUAAAAGGCUAUCUUUUGUCAAAAUCUUUUUGGUAUACAAUUACAACAACAGAAAUCGUAUAAAGAUACAUAUUUCCUAAAAAAAAAAAAAAAAAAAAAAAAAGUGUCUUGGUGUAACUGUAUUUUUAAAUACAGUGCAUUUUGACUAAAUAUGUUGGUCUUAUCUACUUUAAUGUAAAAGUGUUUGAUUCAGAUGAAAACAUUUUUAAACUGAAUAUAACCUGACAUUUACUAAGACAUUUUAUUUUUCAUUUUUGUCAUUUUACUGUUUUCUUGAGAAAAAAAUGUCACAUAUCAUGGCUUAACAGAUUAUUUUUGCUGAUUUUUUUUUUUGUUGUUGUCUUUUUUAAAUAACUUCCUAAACAGAAAAUGGUGUAACAGAAAGCCACGUUUUGGAGAACUCUGUGUUAAAGGAAAGAUGCUCAAUAUAUAAUAUACUUGUUUUGUAAGUUGUUGGUUGUUUUAUGAGACACUGAAGUCUAAAAAGGGGCAUACUGGUGUUGUGCAGAGAAGACAUACAGUGCAUGAUUGAAGGCAUGGAGCUCAUGACCAGCUUCGUUUAAAUUAUUGAAAUUCUCUGUAUUGUAUACUGUGUAACAAGUGGCAUCUGUAUUUCUAUUUCUUUAUUGCUCAGAUUCUCAACAGAAAUGCAUGAGGUGUGUUUUCUGCUUUGUGUAAAACUGCAGGUUAGAACUGAUCUAAAAUCCUGGCUGAUAAAAUGAACUAGUAUGUGAGUGAAUGAAAGAGGUCAUAUUGUAAGUAGUAUAAUUUUUCAACUGCAGUUUCUUCUUUGCUGUUGGAUUAUAUAAGCCCAGUGGUUCUUAAAGUGGUGUCUGGGGACCCACAGGGAGCCUGUGAUUUUUUAUUUUUUUUUAGUUACAGUGGUGGAAAUCACAACACAUCAUUGUCAAAGUUAGGUUUAUUAUUGAGUUCAUAUAGCCAUUUGACUGUUUGACUGGUCACGUAAAAAAUUUAAGCGUUUAAUCCAAAACUCAACAACUAAAAGUACAAGUAGGUCUAUAAAUAAGUUGAACUUUGACCUAAUGUUAUUUUCAGUGGUAAGUUCAGGAAUAAAAAGCUAUAUGGCUCUAAUAAAUAGACAAAAUAUUAUUGUAUUAUUUAAGUUUAAACAAUGUUCUGGAAAUACAGUAUGUACUGAUAGGGUCUGUGGAAUUUAUUUUACAGUUCAAGGGGUCCCUGAGUACAAAAAGCUAAUUAGCUAUGAAUUUUACUAGAUAAUUAAAAAUGGAAUGAACUUACUGUUUGGUAACCUAAAACAACGUAUCUGCAUUUAUAAUGUCAUUAUUUUCAGCACAAGUUCUGUAUAUAAGAGCAAAACCUGUAAGAAAUUCACAAUUCUGCUUGACAUCUUACCUUCAAUAAAUAUUUAUGAAUACUCUGAUA